AUGGGAAUCGCGGUAUGUAAAACGAACAUUCGAUCCUUUGAGGGCAUGGCGCGUUGGCUUUUCCCUAAAGGCCAUUACGCCUUUUCCUACUGGGCAGCCUUUAUUCGUUUUUUUAACGGAUUAUCAGCAUGCAUAGCGUACGUGCUUUGUGUGGGAGAUAGCUUUCGCCCGAUCUUCAAAGAGGCGCAUAGGCGCAAUCCUGACAACGGUCUCAUCAGCUUCUUCAAUACGACUGUAGGCAAUCGCAUACUCACGAUUUUUAUUUGGCUCUGCGGUAUGUUACCACUGACGAUUCCGAAGCACAUUGACUCCUUACGCUACGCUUCGACCUUCGCAGUCACUUUCUUAAUAUACUUUUCCAUCGUUGUAUUUGCUCACAGCUGUACGCACGGACUAAAGGAUUUCCCAAGCCAUGUGAAAAUAUCUGAUCUAGAUGGGGAUGCAAACAGUAGCGAAAGAACCAUUUACCUUUUCCGAACUGGAAACAUUCUACUGAGCAGCAUCGGUGUGUUCAUGUUUGCCUACACUUGUCAAACUGUCGCGUACGAAAUUUGGUGGGAUAUGCGGCCUGAAGUACGUACGCCACGCAACUUCCUGUGGUCUGCUUCAAUAGGAUUGAUAAUUACUACUAUUAUUUACUUCUUUACUUCCUUUUUCGGGUACGUUGACUUCGGCAGCACCAUCGGCUCGAGAUCUAUCCUACUGAUGUACAACCCUAUCAAUGAACCCCAAGUAAUGAUUGCGUAUAUUGGCAUUAUAUUCAAGUUAUCUGUAUCCUAUGCUCUGAAAGGCUCAACAGCGCGUAAUUCAUUUUACUACCUCAUUGGAUGGCAGAAGCGAUUCGCCAAUAAAGCUUCUGUGCCACCGGUGUAUCGUGAAACUGAGGCUUCUGAGAAUUCAACAGCGCACCACACACAGGAUGAGGAAAACGAACACGUUCCCACAGGUGAGAUUUCCCCCAUUAAUACGGAAGAGGACACCACGUACAUUGACAACAUUCCCUACCUGUGGCACGUAAUUGUUGUUCUGAUAUUCUCUUCUGUGACACUCCUUUUCGGCUUAUUCAUUCCUAAAAUCAACACCGUAUUUGGUUUCUCUGGGUCUGUGACAGGCAGCUUUCUUAGUUUUAUCUUCCCUGCGUUAUUCUACAUGUACUCUGGAGGUUUCUCUGUGGAGCGGGAGGGAAGAUUCAACUACUACGUCACUUAUCUGCUUCUCAUAUGUGGUGUAAUUGGUAUUGUUUUCGGCCUAGUUGGCGCUAUUUAUGUUUCAUUGUAA
Messenger RNA from Phytomonas sp. Hart1, 1278 nucleotides. Lineage: Eukaryota; Euglenozoa; Kinetoplastea; Trypanosomatida; Trypanosomatidae. The record is from the annotation of a GenBank genome assembly.